AUGAGGCCCUCAGCCGUCGCCGUAGCCUUGCUGUCAGCCAGCCGGGGCUGCAGCGCGAUUGCCCUAAGGGGGCGCCCCAACACGCUCCUGAACACCGGCACAACACCGAGGUCAUUGCUGCAGAACGUGGUGACCUGGGAUGAGCACUCACUCUUCAUCAACGGGGAGAGACUCAUGAUCUUCAGCGGAGAAUUCCACCCGUUUCGGCUCCCUGUUCCCUCGCUCUGGACAGAUGUGCUCGAGAAAGUCAAGGCCCUCGGCCUCAACGCUGUCUCCAUCUACAUCGAUUGGGCGCUGCUCGAGGGCAAGCCUGGCGAGUUCAGAGCCGAGGGUGUCUUCGAUUACGAUGCCUUCCUGAGCGCCGCGAAGCAGGUCGGCCUCUAUGUCAUCACACGCCCCGGUCCAUAUAUCAACGCAGAGGCCUCAGGAGGCGGGUUUCCAGGCUGGCUUCAGCGAGUCAAGGGCCAUCUGAGGACCAGCGACUCGGACUAUCUUGCUGCCACCGACAACUAUGCCUCAAAUAUCGGAAAAAUCAUCGCCAAGCAUCAGAUCACCAAUGGCGGCCCUGUCAUUCUGUAUCAGCCCGAGAACGAGUACAGUGGUGCUGUUGGUGUGACCUUCCCGAACGCCGAUUACAUGCAAUACGUCGAGGAUCAGGCUCGCAAGGCCGGAAUCGUCGUCCCUUUCGUUUCCAACGAUGCAAGUCCUGGUGGUCAUAAUGCUCCUGGGACGGGCAAAGGCGCUGUUGACAUCUAUGGGCAUGAUGGAUACCCGCUGGGCUUCGACUGUGCCAAUCCCAAUACCUGGCCCGCUGGAGCGCUGCCGACAAACUGGCACGUCACCCAUGAGAGUCAGAGCCCGUCGACGCCGUACACCAUUCCUGAGUUCCAGGGCGGUUCUUUCGAUCCCUGGGGCGGUUGGGGUUUUGACCAAUGCUACGAACUCAUCAACCACGAACAGGAGAGGGUCUUCUACAAGAACAACUACGCCGCCGGAGUUACGAUCCUCAGUCUCUACAUGAUCUUCGGUGGGACCAACUGGGGUAACCUUGGUCACCCAGGCGGGUAUACGUCGUACGACUACGCGGCGCCAAUCAAAGAGGACCGUACCUUGACGCGGGAAAAGUACUCGGAGCUCAAGCUGGAAGCUCAGUUCCUCAAGGUCUCUCCCGGAUACCUCACAGCGACUCCCGGCAACAGCAGCGUGACCGGUGUCUAUAGCCCGAGCACAAGCGUGAGCAUCACGCCUCUCAUUGGAACCAACGGCUCGUUCUUCGUCGUCCGCCACACCGACUACCAGUCUACCGAGUCAACAUCGUACACGCUCAAUCUCCCCACAUCUGCUGGCAACAUCGCGAUCCCGCAGCUGCGUGGCUCCUUGACGCUCGGAAGACGCGACUCGAAGAUACACGUGACGGACUACCCUCUUGGCGACUACUCUUUGCUCUACUCCACCGCCGAGAUCUUCACCUGGAAGAAGUUCGAGGACAGGACGGUGCUGAUUGUUUACGGUGGUCCCAGCGAACAGCAUGAGCUCGCCGUCAAAUCGUCAGCUAAGAGGUGGAAGGCCGAUUCCGGCCUGACGGUGGCCGCCAAGAAUGGUAGUAUCGUUGUGAACUGGCAGACGACCACGGAGAGACGGAUCUUCCAGGUUGACGAUCUCCAAGUCUACAUCGUGGACCGCAAUUCUGCGUACAACUACUGGGUGCCUGACAUCUCGGCGUCGUCCUCCGUGAUCGUCAAUGGAGGCUACCUCAUCAGGUCCGCAUCCGUUUCCAAAGCUACGCUCAGCCUGAGAGGCGACUUCAACGGCACAUCCACAAUCGAGCUCAUUGGUGUUCCCAAGGGAGUGUCCAGUCUCACGCUCAACGGCGCCGUUUUGCCGCAUGUGAAGAACGCCCAAGGCAACUGGGAGAGCACCGUGCGAUACGCCAAGCCUGCCCUUCCCAUCCCAGAGCUCGCGAAGCUCGAUUGGAAGUACGUCGACUCCCUCCCCGAGAUCAAAGCCGGCUACGACGACUCCAGAUGGGUCACAGCCGACCACAAGACGAGCAACAACACAGUACAGCCCCUCCGCACGCCCACCUCGCUCUUCGCUAGUGACUACGGUUUCCACACCGGCGCGCUCCUCUACCGCGGCCACUUCACCGCCUCGGGCAGCGAGAAGUCCCUCUACAUCUCCACCCAAGGCGGCAGCGCAUUUGGCUCCUCGGUGUGGCUGAACGACACCUUCCUGGGCAGCUGGACCGGCACCGACGCCUCCUCGGCCCACAACGCGACCUACACGCUGCCCAACCUGGCCGCCGGCAAGCCCUACGUCCUCACCGUGCUGAUCGACAACAUGGGCCUCGACGAGAACUGGGUCGUCGGCCCCGACGAGAUGAAGCACCCGCGCGGCAUCCUCGACUACGAGCUGACCGGGUCGUCCGACUCGGCGAUAACCUGGAAGAUCACGGGGAACCUGGGCGGCGAGGACUAUGCGGACAAGACGCGCGGACCGCUGAACGAGGGCGGCCUGUUCGUCGAGAGGCAGGGGUACCACCUGCCGGACCCUCCGCUGCGGGACUUCGCGCCGUCUGGCGGACCAACUUCCGGCUUGGAUAAGCCCGGCGUGGCGUUCUACGCCGCGCAGCUGGACCUCGCCCUGCCCUCGGAGACGUGGGACAUCCCGCUCUCGUUUGUGUUUGAGAACAACACGGCGAAGGCAGGCGGCGCGUACAGGGCCUGGCUGUACGUCAACGGGUUCCAGUUCGGGCGGUAUGUGAGCAACGUCGGGCCGCAAACUGUCUUUCCGGUUCCCGAGGGCAUCUUGAACUAUAAGGGGAGCAACUGGAUUGGUCUGGCGGUCUGGGCGCUCGAAUCCGGUGGCGCGAGGGUGCCGGGCUUUACGCUCCAGGCUGCGAACCCGGUGAUAACCGGCAGAGACAAGGUUCAGGUUGUUGAUGCCCCGAGAUGGCAAGUUCGUCGGGGCGCUUAUUAG
Molecule: messenger RNA, 2979 nt
Organism: Thermothielavioides terrestris NRRL 8126
Lineage: Eukaryota; Fungi; Ascomycota; Sordariomycetes; Sordariales; Chaetomiaceae
Product: glycoside hydrolase family 35 protein
Exons: 5
Coding region: 1-2979 (992 amino acids)
Biological process (GO): carbohydrate metabolic process
Cellular component (GO): vacuole
Molecular function (GO): beta-galactosidase activity
Source: RefSeq, a predicted model, not a curated record